Molecule: messenger RNA, 567 nt
Organism: Drosophila persimilis
Lineage: Eukaryota; Metazoa; Arthropoda; Insecta; Diptera; Drosophilidae
Gene: Pop5
Exons: 3
Coding region: 3-440 (145 amino acids)
Biological process (GO): tRNA 5'-leader removal
Cellular component (GO): ribonuclease P complex
Molecular function (GO): ribonuclease P RNA binding
Source: RefSeq, a predicted model, not a curated record
GCAUGGUUCGAAUCAAAAAUAGAUACAUAGCGGUGCAAAUUGUGCCCUAUACACCCACGCAGACCCUCCGUCUGAACGAUCACAGUCUAGCCAAGUGCCUGCUGCAGAAUGUGGAAAAAUACUAUGGCGUCUACGGACUCGGCAUUAUAGAGCAUGGAUUUCGUGUAAAAUAUUGCAAUGAACGCACCAAAAUAGCCAUUAUACGCUGUCUGCAUCGUGGUCAGCGUUUCGUGUCGAGCAUGCUGCCGCUGAUUACUCUGAUAGGCGACGUGCGAGCCAAGUUCCGCACUCUAUACAUUGGCGCCACAAUCAUACAGUGCAACAAGUUUAUCAUCAAGCAUCAGAAGCAGUUCCUGGAUCGCGUGAUGGGACAAGUGGAAUCUGCCAAGGAACGGCAGGAUCUGUUCAAGCGCGUAAUGGAGUUGGACAUGGAUAGAUAGAGAUUAAUUAAACUAGAAGCUGAUUUGUAUAGUAUAUAAUUAAGUAAUUGUAGUACAUAGCUUUCUUAUAGAAAGCCGUUGUUCCGGUUUGACUAAAAACUAGUGCAUAUUUUUGGUAUUCAAAUUA